AUGAAAACGAAAGUUAAAUGCGUGCGAAGACUGAGUGACAAUGAAUUCUUAAGAUCCACCAACAUGGCUAGUCAUACGAAUGAUGAUUGUGCUAUUGUGACGAAUAUUAAACGCUUUCGUUUACAAUCAAUCGCUAAAUGGUUGGUUGUGGUAGUCGUUGUGAACUUGGUCAAUUUGGCAUUAUGUAAUGCAACCACAACUGAUGUGAAAAUAUCACCUUCAAUUAAGUAUUCGAAUGAUUCAUUGAGCGGUUUGGCAAGCACCGGGGUGUCAUUGGGCAAUGCUUCGCCAUUGGUGUGGUCGGAAUUCCUCGAAGAUUAUGUACUGAGCCAAUCUAGUCCAAGUGCGCGGACAUCAAAAGAUCUACCAUUCAUUCCAAGCCAAAAUGAUAUGUCUAUGAUGAAUCCAAAUAUGCCAAACGGAGGACCUGGUCCACUUUCUUACCACUCUUCGGUCUACAAACGACCAAAUGUUUACAUAACAAAACGAAUCGGCGAAGCAGUGGAGUUGGAACCACACAUGCGACCACCAGUUCAUGUAGUGAAUCCACAAUUUCGUCCUAUGACAAAUCAAAUGAUACAACAGCAACAACUACAGGAACAACAACAGCGUCAACAACCAGGAUUUUUCCAACAACUGUUCGGCUUAGGUGGAGGCGGCAGCAGUCAGUCUCAAUCACCACCAACACAACCACCACCGCCGGUGCGACCGGUACCCGUACAACAGCACCACAUACAAUCGGUCCAACACAACGGAGCGCAGCCACCAUUUCGGGCAGUAACAGAAAAUGAUCUAUACCUAUUGGGCGCGAUAGAGAAACUCGUUUACCGCGUGGAUUACUUGGAGAGUCGCAUACGACGAGCCGAACAAUUAAUUUACUACUUGAUGGCGGGAAAUAAUCAGAAAGAAGUGCGUGAUCCGUGCCCCACAAAUUUUACACGUAUCAGUGAUAACUGUUAUUACAUCAAUAGCAACCAGCAGGUGAACUGGAAGACCGCCAACUCAGCGUGUAAGGCGCUGAAUUCACACCUUGCGGAGUUUGAAAGUGGUUCAGAGAAUGAAGAAAUCAUGGCUCACCUACUCAAUCAGCCGCAGCAUCGUGGGCGAGACUACUGGUUGGGUGGUUUGAAUCCCGGUUUGCUUUGGAUUUGGUCUAAUUCGGCGAAACCGGUCAAUCCAAACAUGAAUCUCACAUCCAUUGCCAUGUCACAUGCAAAUAAUACAGAGAGCAAUACAAUCGAUGUGGAUGGCGAUGACAAGGAUAAAAAGAAUAAGGAUGAAGAUGACCCUUCCCUCAAUGAAGCCAUCCUAAACAAUACCGUGGAGAUUGAGGGUCAAGGGCGUUGCUUGCGUCUAUCUUACAAUCCAACAAAACACAUUUAUUAUUACUAUGGACAGGAGUGUACUUCGAGGCAUUACUAUAUUUGUGAAGCGGAAGACAAAACACUGGAUAAUAAAAUUAAGAAGAUCAGCAGAGAACUAAAGUUAUUUGAGUGAUCACGCAAACGAAUCAACUUUCUUGUUUAUGAAGGCUGAAAAUUAUUCUUGUGAUUUUGAGCCAUUGCCGCCUUAAGA
Molecule: messenger RNA, 1575 nt
Organism: Bactrocera tryoni
Lineage: Eukaryota; Metazoa; Arthropoda; Insecta; Diptera; Tephritidae
Exons: 3
Coding region: 1-1497 (498 amino acids)
Biological process (GO): biological process involved in interspecies interaction between organisms
Cellular component (GO): external side of plasma membrane
Molecular function (GO): carbohydrate binding
Source: RefSeq, a predicted model, not a curated record